Messenger RNA from Scleropages formosus (Asian bonytongue), 1742 nucleotides. It is a transcript of the gene lat, whose product is annotated as linker for activation of T cells. The coding region runs from base 367 to 1047 and encodes 226 amino acids. The transcript has 13 exons. Lineage: Eukaryota; Metazoa; Chordata; Actinopteri; Osteoglossiformes; Osteoglossidae. The record is from RefSeq and is a predicted model, not a curated record.
GGAAACGACAGAAGUCGUCUACAUGCGAGGGCGGAGAGACGGGCAGGAGGUGGUCGGAGCAAGAAGACACCCAGAGAGGAGAGUCGAGGACAAGGGAGAGCAGCUCGGAUGCGAGACGGGAGAGGCGUGGGCCCAGGUGUACGGAGAGAGAAGGACGAGCGAAGCAGAGAGGCCCACCGUCAACGCUGCUGGCGCCAUCCAAGAUGGCGGAGCUCAGGUUCUGACCGUGCGCUCGCAGCGCUAUGAGAGCCCGUGUGGACGGCUAGCGCCCGAUCCCACCGCCACUGCCGCCACCGCCGUUGCUCCGCUCCCAGCUGCUGUCACCAGCACCACCGGCCACCACCUGCGCAACCCACCCCUGCUGCGAUGGAAGAAGCACUCCUCAAUGCCUUGAUGAACGGAGCCCUGCUCGUCGUGUCUGUGGCCAUGCUGGCCGGCCUGUGCAUCCGUUGCGGAGGCCCCUGGAACCGCACUUCCAUCCCUCAAAACCUGCGUGACGGAGACGCGAACGAACAGUACCAGCCGACGCCGGGAUUCCGGGUUGUACGACCAGCACCCACGGUGAUGUACCAGCCGCCCAUCCGCAGCUCAGGGUCUGGACAGUCCUCCAACCAACUGUACGCCACCUCUCCACUGCAGGCGAAUCGUCACUCCUCCUUCACGCCGACGAACGACGGAGAAAGUAUUCCCAGCUACGAGAAUCCUGGCUCCGAUCAAGAUGACUAUGUGAACAAAGACCCGGACGACAACCCGGACGACAACCCGGACAACUACAUAGAGGUGCUGCCGGACUCGGUGCCCAUCGUUUCCGUCAGUCUCUCGCAAAACAGCAUUCUGUCCGUGCAGAGCUCAGGUCACGAGGACUACGUGAACGUUCAGGAUGACAACUCUGACAACAACAGCGAGAACUACAUCAACAUGCCAGACCGCAAUGCCCCUGCCUUAACACCAGGGAUGUCGCACGAAAGCAUCGACAGCGAGGGCAACACCAGCGCCGACUACGUCAACACCAGCGUGUUCAUCGACGUCCCCGCCUCCAUCUGCUGAGACGAGAGCGAGCGAGGGGGGUGGGCCUCGAGCUGCAUGACAGUGUAGGGGUGUGUUUAGGCUUUUCUCGCACAGGCUGCAGGGUGGCAAACGGAGUUGCGUUUGGAACCACAGCAAGAUGCCCUGAGAUACCUUGGAAGGGUCACCACUGAGACCACGUUUCACCGAGAACAAAGCAGCCUUUCCCAAUACAACAGUACAUUUCACAGCUGACACAGAGGCUUCUGGCAACUACCCUUUUUAUUUUUAAAUCACAUGAAUUGCUGACGAGUCCUGAGAAUGUUUUAUGAUUUGUCACUUGAUUAUUACAAUGGGUCAUUUUCACCUUUUUUCUAUUUAAUGUUUAGUACCAUGUCAACAGAACAUUUUUGCUAUAAAUGUAAAUACCCUUGCGCUGAGUCAAAUAACUUUCAAGUUCAGACUGGUUUGAGCCCUUUACCUACAUUACCAGUGCUCCUUUGUAUUUAUGCGAUUAUCAUGUCAUUCCAGGAUUAACAUGUUGCAUACGUAUAUGUUUCAAAAGCACGCGUACAAAGCUGGGAGCUCUGGCUUUGUAUCGCGGGGAGGUGUGUCGAUGACCCCUGAUUGGCUCCGGUCGAAAAGCACACAAGGGUACGAACACUGAACACAGGUUGGGUUUUAGGACUGUUUUGUUAGGAUGUCAUUCGAAUUUUUAAAUAAACAUUUUCAUUGCG